AUGACUGUUAGAGAAUCUGACAUACACAAAGUUCGACGCAUUCUGUGCCCGGUGGACGGAAGUGAAUCGAGUCGACGAGUAGUGGCUUGGUAUCUGAAUAAAUUUUCUCGCAAAACUGAUGUGCUCCUCUGUCUGUACAUCACAGAGCCUCAUUUUUCUCGUCACAUCAUAGAUGAUGAUUUUACGGAGAUGGUCAGUGAGUUGAAAAACAGAAUACACGAAUCGGAAAAGACCGGACGAGAGAUUGGCAAACAGUACAUGGACCGGUUACGCGAGCACGGAAUUGACGGCCGAUUUCUUUUGCGCACAGGGACCAAACCAGGUGAAUUGAUUGUAUCCGCCGCCGAGGAUCAAUGUGUCGAUAUGAUCCUGAUUGGGAAUCGUGGUAUCAGUGCGUUGCGACGCACAUUUUUGGGCAGUGUGAGUGAUUACGUAUUGCAUCAUUCCAAUGUCCCGGUGGUUUUGGUCCCACCACCGGAUCCGCUUGAUGCAGAAAGCUGA
Messenger RNA from Echinostoma caproni, 501 nucleotides. Lineage: Eukaryota; Metazoa; Platyhelminthes; Trematoda; Plagiorchiida; Echinostomatidae. The record is from the annotation of a GenBank genome assembly.